AUGUCUCUCUGUCGUCUGCUACUCCUCCGCUCCAUCCGCCGCUACUCCUCCGCCCCCAACCCUUUCCCCUUCCAUUCCCCCUCCGCCGGACAAACGUUCGAUUACCCUUCCCAAAACUCCCAAUACGACCACCACAAUCAGUCCAAUAACUACCAAAAUUCCCAGUUCACCGCCCCCGGCGGAUCGAAUUACCGAUACGACUCUCAAAUCCCGGCUGCCGCCGACGCUUCAUAUUCUCAGCACAAUCCCCAAGAUCCCAUCCCAGGAUCGAAUUACCAGCACAAUCCCCUAAAUCAGACACCGCAAUCGUCGUAUUCCCAGCACAAUCACCAAGAUCCAAUUCCAGGAUCGAAUUACCAGCACAAUCCCCCAAACCAGACACCGCAAUCGUCGUAUUCCCAGCACAACCCCCCGCCGCAGUCGUCGUAUUCCUACCAGAGCAAUCCCUUCCUCAACACCCAUACGUCCGCCAACAACCCCCAGUUCCCAUCCUCCGCCGCCCCUUUCGUAUCCCAGCGAUCCCACGGCUUCUCCUCCGCGGAGGAGGCCGCCGCCGAGCGCCGCCGCCGCAAGCGGCGCCAGCGCAUCGAGCCCCCCCUCCACGCCCUCCGCCCUAAUCCCCCUCCACGGGCCUCGCCCGACGAUCCCAACAAGCCCCGCCUCCCCGACAGCACCAACGUCCUCGUGGGCUCCCGCCUCAACCUCCACAAUCGCGUUCAGUCUCUCAUCCGCGCGGGCGACCUCGACGGCGCCUCCUAUGUGGCUCGCCAGGCUGCUUACAGUCCCUGGUCCCACCGCACCACCGUCUUCACCUGCAACGCCAUCAUCGCCGCCAUGUGCCGGGCCAGCCGCUACUCGGACGCUCAAGCCCUCUUCCAGUACUUUUUCCGUCAGUUUGACAUUAUCCCAAACGUAGUCUCCUACAACAGCCUCAUCCUCUCUCACUGUGACUCAGGACAGGUGGACGAGGCCCUCUCUGUCUACCGCCACAUGCUCGAGCAUGCCCCCUUCAGCCCUUCCUCCUUCACCUUCCGCCACCUCACCAAGGGCCUUGUCCAAGCUGGCCGCAUAGACGAUGCCCUCAGCAUGCUCCGUGAGAUGAUCCACAAAGGCCAAGGCGCCGACUCACUAGUCUUCAACAACGUAAUUCUCGGCUUCUUGAACCUCGGCCAACUGGACAAGGCAAACGAGCUUUUCGACGAGUUGAGAGAGAGGUGUGCCGUGUAUGAUGGGGCCGUGAGUGCCACUUUCAUAGACUGGUUCUUCAAGCAAGGGAAGCCCAAGGAAGCCAUGGAGGCUUACCGAGAUUUACUCUCGAGGAACUACAUUAAAGUGCCUGUCUCGCGUAACGUGAUUCUCGAGACACUGCUGAGGCACGGGAGGAAGAAAGAGGCGUGGGACAUGUUCCACGUGAUGCUGGACGAGCACACGCCGCCCACAGUCAUGGCGGUCAACUCGGACACGGUCAACAUGAUGGUCAACGAGUGCUUCAAGGAAGGGAAUAUUGAAGCAGCUAUCGAUGUUUUCAAGAGGUGCGGGAAGGGGGUCAAAUCGAAGCCCUUCCAGAUGGACGUGCCCGGUUACAACAACAUGAUGAUGAGGCUGUGUGAGCUUGGGAUGGUUGACGAGGCUGAGAAGUACUUCACUCAGCUGACGGACAAGUCUUUGUCCCCGGAUGUGAACUCGUUCAAGACGCUGAUCGAGGCUUACAUAAAUGCAGAUAGGUUGGAGAAGGUUUUGGAGAAGUUUUCGAAGAUGGUGGAGGUUGGGACAGAUGGGCUGAGGGUCAUCCCUCCUUAUGCCAACAAGUGGUUUGGGUACCUGAUCGAGAAGGGGAGUGCUGUAGAUUGCGUGCCUAUUUUGUCGAAAAUGGCGAGUAGGGAGCCGAAGCCUGAUGUCACGACUUAUGAGGUCGUAACAAGGGGCCUUGUGCAGGGAGGUAAGUUUGAUGCUGUUGUGGAUUUGCUUUGGGGUAUGGCGGGCCAUGGUGUUGGGCUUUCUGCUUCACUUAAGGAGUUUGUGGUGGGGGCUUUUGAAGGGGUCGAUCGGCUGCGGGAGAUUGAGAGUGUUCUGAGCAAGUUUCAGAAUCAUUUUGUGCCCCAAAGGCCUCACCUUUUGCCGAGGGGCCCGCAGCUUCCGAGGUUAGACAAUGGAGGAUGGAAGCAGGAGAUGCCUUAUGUGAAUGAUUCUGUGGAACAUGCACGUCAACCAGAGUCCAUGCCGCAGCAGGAAAUGGAGUUUCAACGUGUGGCAGGGCAGAAUGUUGCUUGA
Molecule: messenger RNA, 2271 nt
Organism: Striga asiatica
Lineage: Eukaryota; Viridiplantae; Streptophyta; Magnoliopsida; Lamiales; Orobanchaceae
Source: the annotation of a GenBank genome assembly